Molecule: messenger RNA, 1674 nt
Organism: Lagopus leucura (white-tailed ptarmigan)
Lineage: Eukaryota; Metazoa; Chordata; Aves; Galliformes; Phasianidae
Source: RefSeq, a predicted model, not a curated record
UGGAUGCAAUCCAUGGCAGCGACAAUCGUGAGAGAAGGUGAGGAUGGCACUAUGCCCACUGAAAUUAGAAAAAUGGUUUGGGAUAAUGCAAAUAAGUUUGAAAGAAAGUUUCAGUCUUGGUGGCAUUUAGUUAACUUCACUUACGACCCUGUUACUAAUUAUGUCGUAGCUUUUGUCUUGACAAUAAGUAAUGCUUCUGUAUAUACGGCACAUCCGAUCAUAGCACUAGGCUUGAAUCAUGAUGGGAUCAUAUUGUAUCCGACAGAGCAUCGGGUAUGGGCACUUCGAAAGGAAGGGAAAUGGCAGACUGCGGAUGUUAGCUCGUGUGCUGUACGGGAACAGCAAGGAUUUAUUUGUGAAAGUAAUACCCUUGAGACUCAAGAUAUCUGUCUUGACACCGUACAAAAUAUCUGCCACUUUGAGGUCCAACCUGGUAUAAAGUCCAAAACAAUGCUCGAAUAUAUUGGAAAGGGAUGUGCUUGCAUGAGAACCCAUUGUGAUUCCAUUCGAAUAGGGGAUAUGGUUGUAGAUACCAGCAAUCAUUCAAAUCUCUGUGUUUGUAACUUUAUUAGUGUUUUAGGAUGUGAUUUUAACUAUACAGCUCCUGUUACAUCGCACCAGCUACUACAGUCUAACUACACGUUGAUCCAAUACUUAGAGCCCGCACUGAUCGGAAUGAAUCUCGCUUUGGUAAGGAAGCUUCUACAACAUGAGGACCUGUACAAACUGCUAAAUCGCAUCAGAGAUAAUGGACAGAAAACUUUGAUCACUGUUCACCAUGAUAUGGAAGAAAUACAUCGUGUCCUAGAGAGAGUAAAGAAGGACGGUGAAUACCACUGGUGGGAAGUUCUUUUUGGAUGGUCCCCCACAGCAACGGGGAUAUUUAACUCUAUACUGCACCCGGUAGUAGUUGUGUUAGGAUUAGUAUUAUUAUGCUUAGUUCUUACAGUUAUAUUAUGUAAAGACGUGGCGCUUGCUGAGACGAGUGUCCCGACUUGAUUCAGUAUUAUCUAAGGAUGCACUACAUCGCCUCUUGUAAGAUUCAUUUUAAGGCCAGUAGGCUGCUGGACUGCUAGGGUAGAACUCUGCAAUAACGUUUAAACAAUCAAUGCCUGGGAUACCAUAGGCUUCUCAAAAGAUUGUAACUGGAUUCGCAUACGCGUUGUUACAGGCAUGUUUAACUCUGUUUAACUCUAUUUUGUAUUCAGUUAUAGUUGUAUUAGAUCUAAUAUUAAUAUGCUUUCAUAUUAUAUAUAUAGAUAUAUAGGUGUAUUACAUAUAUAAGUAUAGUGUAUGCUGAGACAAAUGACUCAUAUGGCAAAUGCCAAGAUGAACGAAUCAGCAUCGAGAGAAUGCAAUAUAUAGCUUUACAUAGAACUCACGUUUAAGAUAUUAGGAUUAUUAGGAUUAAUAGGUUAUAGGGUUACUAGGGUAGGAUUAUUUGGCGAAUCGCGAUGUAACGGGGCAAAAGGCUUAACCGAGAGGACAAUGGCAUGUAUAGGCGCAAUGUGGGGAUUUCGGGGUGUACGCGGUUAGGGUCCUCUCGAGUUGUAGUAGAUUUGCUUGAGCUUAGGGAGGGGGAGAUGUAGUUAACAAAAUACGCAAGUUAGAGAUGUAGUCAACAAAAUACGUAAAGCGGGGGCUGUCAAGGUCACCAGGUGUAACCAGGCGUAA